Colletotrichum spaethianum is the source of this 525-nucleotide messenger RNA. RefSeq lists its product as uncharacterized. The transcript is spliced from 4 exons. The record is from RefSeq and is a predicted model, not a curated record. Lineage: Eukaryota; Fungi; Ascomycota; Sordariomycetes; Glomerellales; Glomerellaceae. Bases 1 to 525 code for a protein of 174 amino acids.
AUGUCUCUCGCUGCCCCCGGUGGUUCGAUCUUCGGCAACAUCGGUAUGCAUACCGAUGCGUCCGGUGGUCGUUGGCUUCGUCUUCCGACUGGCAACGCCAACAAUCGCGCUCUUCUGUUGGCUCUGGCCAUCAACGAUGAGGAGCGUCUCAUCAUCAACAUGCCGUCGCGCGAUAUCGAGAUCCGCGUCACUAGCAACACUUCUGUCCAGCAGUUUGUUGCCAGCAUCAUCCGCCGCCAGGGCUACUUCCUUGCGGUCUUGGUUCAGUCUCGUGGUCGGUGGCGCCUGCGCCGACAGUCGCACGGCGCUCGCUGCACCCACCGCGGUCGAGAUGUUGAUUCGUCCGACAACCCGGGCGAUGAUGAUGACGAUGAUGACAACGGCGGCCCCAGCAACUACAAGGCUCCCAACGUCACUAAUGCUCGUGAGCCUCGUACGCCUGGCAGCAAGCUUGGCAAGAACAUCGGCAAGGGCGGUCGCUUCCUUGGCACUUCUGCCAGCCCCAUGGUUAUCGACAAGGAGUAG